AUGGUUCGUCCCGCAAACACCUCUAAAGAAAGCAGGAGAAAGAAGAAUCCUCCACAACCAGAAAAACCCUCCCCCGUAUCAAGUAUUUCCAGAAUAGGAUCCUUGAAGCGAUAUCCGGAUAAAGACUAUGCUAAUUCACUAUUACAUCAAGUGGCCAAGCUCGUGGCUCCCAUAAUUCAUGAGAACAACUUCAAGGUGGGAAACCUUUGCGAGAUGUUUCCGAAGAACCCGAACCUUCUUGGCUUGAAUGUGAACCGAGGGCAGAAGAUAUUGAUACGGCUCAGAUACCAUUCCAACGACCGACUGUUUUACCCCCUUGGUGAUAUCAUUGGCACAUUCCUACACGAGCUCACCCAUAACUUAUAUGGAGCACACGAUGAGAAGUUCUACAAGUUUUUGGACGGGUUGAAGACGCGGUUUGAGGAGAUUCAAAGUGGUCAGACAACAACAUCUGGAUAUAGAUGCGAAGAAGAGAAGUUGGGAAGUGGAUAUAACCCUUCUGGCGGAUAUGUCUCGGUGAAGGAGAAAAGAAUAAAGGAGUUGAGUAAGUUGAAGUACAAAGCAGAGGUUAGAAAGUUAGGCGGAGAUGGUAGAAUCAGCAAGACUACGGACCCCAGAAAACUUCGCGAGGCGAUGCUCCAGGCAGCUGAAAGAAGACUAAAGGAUAACAAAUGGUGCCAUAGUAAUAGCGAAGUUACUGAGGCAGAGCCAUCUCGGGAAGAGCUUGAUAUAGAAGAAGUUGAA
Suhomyces tanzawaensis NRRL Y-17324 is the source of this 744-nucleotide messenger RNA. Its product is annotated as metalloendopeptidase. The annotation marks the transcript as partial. The record is from RefSeq and is a predicted model, not a curated record. The transcript has a single exon. Lineage: Eukaryota; Fungi; Ascomycota; Pichiomycetes; Serinales; Debaryomycetaceae.